Messenger RNA from Penicillium oxalicum, 1854 nucleotides. RefSeq lists its product as uncharacterized. Bases 1 to 1854 code for a protein of 617 amino acids. The transcript has 3 exons. The record is from RefSeq and is a predicted model, not a curated record. NCBI's taxonomy places the organism in Eukaryota, Fungi, Ascomycota, Eurotiomycetes, Eurotiales, Aspergillaceae.
AUGAAGCUGCAACGGAUCAACAUGCCCCCUCACCAACCCCGACGGCGCCAACCGCCGCUGCUGCCACUCCGACUGCCAAUCCAACCCAUCCCCCGGUAUCCCAACCACCACCUCCCUCUUCAUCCCGAAUACCCCAGUGCCGGCAAGCAAGCCCAGCCCGCCGCCUACGUCAGCGUCAAUAACUCAGUCGCAUCGUCCCUCGCACUUGAACCAGAGUCCGCGCCUUUCUCCUUCAGAUGCCAGGUCUGUAGCGGCGCAGGAUCAUCGAUCCCGACCUCAAUCCCAACCGCCGCCACCGCCGCCUCCACAGCCGUCUCAAGUGACCUCCGCGCCCAGUCCGGCCCUGGCGUCAGCACCAGCCCGCACGAGCGCACAGACUCAAGUGACAUAUCCUCCUCAGCUGGCACGUACCUCUUCGGGCCAUGUCCCGACGGUUUCUUCGCCGGCACCCGGCCCUCCUGCGAGGGUGCACACCCCCAGUCAUUCUGCUCUAGCUCCCUCGCCAAUCCCCGUGUCCUCGCCCUCGCAUGGUGCGAUCCAUACCCCUCAACAGCCGCCGUAUACCAACAAUGCGCAUUACGCUCCUCACAACGACUCGCGUUCACUUCAGGCUCCGUCGCCAAAACUGGAUUUGGGGGCACCCCCACGCCACAGCCUGCACCCGGCCAAACUCAAUCCCAUUCGCAACGACUGGCAGAUCCUCCGGCUGAAGCUGAACUCCCGCAAGGCUCAGCGCAGCCAUCCUCCGAUGCGAUGGACAUUGAUUCCAAGGAGCCGGUCGUCGCAUCAGCCAAGAAAGAGAAGGGCACAACUACCGCCUCUUCUUCGAAACCCCCCUCGCCCAAGCCGGUGCGAGUGGCCAAAGAAGCGCCCAAAAUCCCUCAGGGCUCCGGCUUGAUCACGACUGCUCUGUUUGGGGGAGUGGAUGGCUCGGCCAAGUCCGACGUGCGCAGCGUGCCCAACAUUGUCAUUCAUGUGCCGCUCAACAAGGGCAACCAGAUUAUCAAUUUUGCACAACUGGCAGAGGAACAGUACGGGUUUGCAGCACUACAUCCGCGAUUGGCGGCGCACAAGGAGCGUUUGGCACGUGUCGCCGCUGCCGGGGCAGCACUCGAGCGAAGCGACAAAAGUCUCAAGGGAAUCUCGGCUGGUGAGAGUGCCGACGAGGAUUUGAGUCUCGACGUGGAUCGUGAUAGCGAUCUCGAUGGGGAUAUCUCAAUGAUUGGCGCGAGCACCAACGGUGGACAGUCAGAAGCAAGUGACGGGAAGAAGAAACGCAGAAGAAAAGUGGAGGAAUACGACCGUGAUGAUCCAUUUGUUGAUGAUAGUGAAAUGGCAUGGCAAGAGCAGGCGGCUGCCAGUAAGGAUGGGUUCUUUGUGUACAGUGGACCACUUGUACCGGAGGGCGAAAAGGUCCAGGUGGAACGUGCGGAUGGUACGAUCAAACGUGGCCGUGGUCGCGGUCGGGGCACUGGGCGUGGUCGUUCCUUGACCUCUCAGCCCCAUGUGCCCAUUGCGGCGGCAGUCCCCAUCUCUCAAGAAACAGGUCUGCCAUUGCGAGGACCAGGCUCUCGGGGCGGUGUCUCGCGUCGUGGACGAGGCUCGAAGAAAACCGACACCUCAGACAAGCACAGUGACCGCAACGGCACUACUGCAUCGACCUCCCACGAAAGCCGCGGUGGACGUGGCGGCAGCACCGCUGGCCGUGGAGGCUCGUCCUCGCGGGGGGGCAAGAAUUCUAUCAUGUCGAUGCUGGACAUCGCGCCGGCUCCCAGCCAGCAGAGCCACAUGGGAGGCAUUGCCCCUGCAGCUGGUGCCAGUCCACUUGCUGGACCGGAGUUGGUCAUGAAAUAG